Messenger RNA from Contarinia nasturtii (swede midge), 1447 nucleotides. RefSeq names its product 28S ribosomal protein S9, mitochondrial (gene mRpS9). NCBI's taxonomy places the organism in Eukaryota, Metazoa, Arthropoda, Insecta, Diptera, Cecidomyiidae. The record is from RefSeq and is a predicted model, not a curated record. Gene Ontology annotation, cellular component: ribosome; mitochondrial small ribosomal subunit. The transcript has 9 exons. Gene Ontology annotation, biological process: translation. Gene Ontology annotation, molecular function: RNA binding; structural constituent of ribosome. Bases 107 to 1306 code for a protein of 399 amino acids.
CAUUUGACACUUCCUUGUCACCGUUCACAUGAAACAAAUCGCAUGAGUUUCUAUCGGUGAAUGAUUAUUUUUCAGUGGAAAUUCAUAAUUGUUUGGUAAAAUUAUCAUGUCAUUGCUAGGAAAUAGUCUCUUACGAGGCAUUUUACGUAAAAAAUUAUGUUCCCAUUUACGUUUGCAAGUAAAUCCCGUUCAAAUUAAACCACAACAAACGUGUAACAUAACAACGGUGGCUUCAUUCAAGAUUGCUUCACCCACCGCCGAUGAUGAGCAUGGUAGAAAAAUGAACCUUGCUGCCAAAAUAUUUUUGGAUCGAGCAAAAGAUUAUGAUGAAAUGAUUCAAAUAGCUGGUGCUGAAUAUCGACUUGGUAUGCGUCAUUUGGCAAAUAUGAUGGGUGCCGAUCCCGAAACUUUUACCCAAGCCGAUGCAGAUGCUGCCAUUGAAUAUCUAUUUCCAUCUGCUCUCAACGAUAAGAAAGCCCGUCCAUUUAUGAAACCACCAGAAGAAGUUUUCCCACCACGAAAAAAUAUCCAAAUCGAUCGAACUGGACGCCCAUUUCACUCCUUUUUCUUCACCGGUUUUCCCAAUUACUAUGAAGCUUGUCAUGACGCUUAUGAACAAAUGAAAAUGUUAGAUAAAAUUCAAGAUAAAGAAAUUCGACAAAAUAAGACACCAAACGAAGGACUUCAAAAUAAAUGGGAAGAUUCAGUAUGGAUGACCAAAGGACAAUUGGAGGAUAAAAUCAUUGAAGGAAUUAGCGAUAAAUUUUAUUCCGAUUUUAUUUUAAUGAUGGAACGAUUGUUGGAACAUCCAUACUCCUAUAAAGCAGUAGAUUUCAUUAUGAAAUUUAGGAUUAAGACACAAGCACAAACUCAAACACGUGACAUUGUCGAACCGAAAAUUGGUGAAGAUGGACGCAAAUAUGUAACAUCAUAUAAGUGCAGAUUCAAAUCGGCGCUAGCUGAAGUCACUAUCAUUUCACCAGGUUCUGGUAAAAUUGAAAUCAAUGGUAAAGACAUUAGCUAUUUCGAAACAAUUGCGCCGAGAGAAACGGUUCUGUUCCCGCUGCAUUUUACUGAUAUGGUUGACAAAGUUGACAUAGUUGCAAAUGUAGUUGAUGGUGGUUUUAUGGGACAGGCAGGUGCCAUUCGAUAUGGUGUUGCGUUGGGUCUACGAAGCUUUGUCGAUGAAGCAACCAUGAACGAAAUGCAUGCCGCCGGAUUACUAACGUUUGAUAGAAGAGCCAGAGAACGGAAGAAGCCUGGUCAAGAAGGUGCUCGACGCAAAUUUACAUGGAAGAAACGUUAAUCUUAUUACUAUGUAUUUUAGAAUUGAAAUAUACUGCAUUCAUUGUACGAACAUUUCUUCACUUUUGACAAAAAUGUCUUUGUAGAUUUAACUAACCGAUAUGUAUAAAAAAAUUAAAUAAAAAGAUUAAAUUGAAUUCAA